GUAAUCUGUACAUGUGGGACUAGACGCGUGAUAGAUCUGCGGGAGAGUUGGCUGUAGUCUGAGAAUAUUUCCUAAGCUUGUGAAUUGAAUCAGAAACAAUGAGUUCCUUUACAGAAAAAGCACUUGUAGACAAGUUAGUCACGCUAACAAAUACACAACAGAGCAUUCAGACGAUGUCUUUGUGGCUGAUCCAUCAUCGAAAGCAUGCCAAGAAAAUAGUGACCGUCUGGUACACAUUGUUAGUGAAAGCAAAACCUUCUCGGAAACUAGGAUUCAUCUAUCUUGCCAAUGAUGUGGUGCAGAACAGUAAGAAAAAAGGGCCUGAAUUCAACAAGGAGUAUGCAGGUGUUAUGCCGACAGCUUUUGGACAUGUGUAUGAUACCACUACUGACGGAAAGACUUACGCAGCUCUACAGAAGGUUCUCAAGGUCUGGCAAGACAGAAAUGUCUUUGAAAAAGAUGUCCUCAAGAAAAUUGAGCUAUCAAAUGAUGAAGGUGAAGACAUACCAGAGCCAGACAUUGCUGAGCCUGAGGAUGAAGCUGUCUCCCCUCCACAACAAGAUGAAGUGAAGGAAAGUAAAAGAGAGCAGCAGGAAGAAGAGGAGUCUACUCCAGCCACUAAGAAACCAAAGCUAGAGGAUCUUCAACGUAUUCUCGAUGAAGAAGAAGAGGAGUUACAGCAGAUAGAAGAUAUGCCUGAUCCUGAUGAACUGGCCCAAGUCUUGAGAGAUCUGGAACAUUCUGCAUCCAGUGAUGCAUCAGUCAGAGAGAGAAUAGCCAAGCUACCACCAGAAGUACAAGACAUUAGUAUGCUGGAGAAAAUAAAAGAUAAAGAAGAUGCAGAGCACCUAUCAUCUGUAGUGAAUGAAGCAGUAUUGAUGUUAUCAGAUUACAACAGUAGACUAUCAUCUGAGAUGAAUCAACGUGAAUCAUUAAUGAAGAUGCUCUCAUCCUAUAAGAUUGGACAACAGCAUCAUCUCAGGACUUCUGUCAAGAAACUUGAGGAAUACAAAGAUCGUCUAGAACGAGUAACGAUGGUGAGAAAGGAACUGAAAUCUCACAUCCAGAAUCUACCGGACCUAUCCCUGUUACCAGAUGUGACAGGAGGACUAGCUCCAUUACCUUCAGCUGGGGAUCUCUUCUCAAUUGAUAUGUGAACACUGUUAGCCAUGGUGUUGUGGUCCAGUGAACCACAAGGUAUAGGGGACGUAUGCAUGGCGCAGCACUAAUGACCUUUGGCAAGACAUUCUUCUACAUUUGCCACACUCGACCCAGGUGAGGUUAAUAUGUACCUGGUAGGAAUUAAUUCCUACUAAUGCUAGAGCGACAUAUUGGCAGCCAUGCUAAAGCCGGGGUAAUAAUUGUGGAGUGCCAGGAGUGACAGACAUGAAGAACCCAAUAUUGUUAUUAUCGGUAUGGUGAGAUAAGCUGAAAUGACUGAGAAGGACUUGCAUUGAUGAGGGAGCAGCAAGGAGAAAGUUAAACGCUAUCAAGCUAAACGGAGCAAGGUGGCCAAAGGGGGACCAUAUGGCGACCGUGCAGUCAGACUGAUAUUACUGCUUCACCCCUGGAGUAUAUAAAACGCAAGGCUCCUGUAUGCCCGACGUACAAUCACCGUUGAACCGCUCUACAGCAUGGCUAGGGCGUGUCUAAUCACUACGAAGAACCUAGAAAUGUUAUAAACAGUUAUAACUCCGCGUUAUAAUCACACGGCAACCCGUAUGGCCUGUAAAGAUAGGGAUACGCCCUAGGGUGACCCUGAGGCCGCUGCAGAUUCUCUGCGGCCGCUGCAAGUAUCUCUCGUUUUGAGGGGGGGAGGCGUACGGCUGCCGUAUCCUAGCCGUAGAGCAAAUGUGACCUAGGCAUAAAGAAGUGGUUGUCUUACAAAACUCAGAACCUUUCUAGAAUAUAACAUCUUAUAUACAUUUGUGAAUACAUCAUUAUGAGGUGUCUUAGUCGAGAGGUUUAAACGCUUAACUGAAAAUGCAAAGGUUGUGGGUUUGAGGGACUAGUGUCCCAUGGCUAGACAAUUAUCUGCAUAUGCCACUUUCCACCCAGGUGUUCAAUGGGUUUCUGGUAGGUUGCGACCAUUAAAGUGUACCAAUCACCUACAAAAUAAUUUAAGACCAGCUAGAAUGCAUAAAAUCACCC
Molecule: messenger RNA, 2151 nt
Organism: Strongylocentrotus purpuratus (purple sea urchin)
Lineage: Eukaryota; Metazoa; Echinodermata; Echinoidea; Camarodonta; Strongylocentrotidae
Gene: rprd1b
Product: regulation of nuclear pre-mRNA domain-containing protein 1B
Exons: 7
Coding region: 99-1157 (352 amino acids)
Biological process (GO): mRNA 3'-end processing
Cellular component (GO): RNA polymerase II, holoenzyme
Molecular function (GO): RNA polymerase II complex binding
Source: RefSeq, a predicted model, not a curated record